Messenger RNA from Dendrobium catenatum, 924 nucleotides. RefSeq names its product putative cis-zeatin O-glucosyltransferase. The annotation marks the transcript as partial. The transcript has 2 exons. The record is from RefSeq and is a predicted model, not a curated record. NCBI's taxonomy places the organism in Eukaryota, Viridiplantae, Streptophyta, Magnoliopsida, Asparagales, Orchidaceae.
AUCCGACUUAAAUCCGGGAAUAAAUCCGAUAUCAAACAGCCCCUAAAUGUCUUUACAGGACAUCAAAGCUUUCGUCGCCAUUCGCCGGCGAAAUGUUGAACGCCGACGAAGUAACGGUAGUCAUAGUUCCCCUCCCAGCCCACGGCCACCUCAACCCACUCCUUCACUUCUCCCUUCUCCUCUCCACACGCUACGGCUUGACCGUCCACUUUGCCUCCACCGCCUCUCACAAUCGCCAAGCCAAACUCCGCCUCCAAGGCUGGCCACUAUCCUCCCUCUCCUCCAUCCACUUCCACGACCUCCCACAUCCCCCCAUCCCUUCCCCUCCACCCAAUCCCCAAUUCCCCAACUCCUUCCCCACCCACCUCCAACCCCUCUUUGACGCCACCGACCACCUCCGCUCCCCCCUCUCCUCUCUCUUACUCUCCCUCUCCGCCUCCUCCCGCCGCCUCAUCGUAAUCCACGACCGCCAUAUGUCGUUAGGCUUUGACGCCGCUACGAUCCCCAACGCUGAGUCCUACGCCUUCUGUGGUACUUCCGCCGCCUUCCACUUCGAAGCAGCGCAACUGAUGAAGCAAGGAACCGGCUUGGAAGAGUUAGCGUCGCCGGAGUUCAUAAAGUUUAUCGAGCGGAGGAGAAGAGAUGGAUUCACGAGCUCCGGCUUUAUCAUCAACACCUGCCGAGAGGUGGAGAGCGAGUUUCUCGAUAUUCUUGCCCUGCGGGAGGAUUUUCUCGGCAAGCCAAUAUUCGCUAUCGGGCCGCUCAAUCCUGUGCCGAUUCAUAACAACGCAGAUAUCAAUCGCGACGAGUGCUUGGAGUGGCUGGACGGGCACCCACCUUGCUCCGUCGUGUACGUAUCCUUCGGCACCACGUCAACAAUUUCCGACGAGCAAGCGGAGCAGCUGGCCUCUGGGCUUCGUCGAA